AUGCUUGAAAUAAGAGAUGUGGCCAAACAAAUUACUUCAAAAUUGACACAAAAAUUUACUUUGGUUGACCAAUCAUAAUUAAAUUUGGUUUUAGACUCAUUUGUAUUGGGAUUUUUGUAAGGUGGGAGUUUAGAAAAAAAUAUAUUUCAAUAGCAUUUAGAUAUCCUUGUGAGUUUGAAAGCAUUCAAAGAUUGUGAGAUCAUCAAUUAAUAAAGGCUAUAUAAGUUAUAUAGCGAUUCCUUGAAAGAAACUAAGAAUGUAAUGCUUAAAUAUUAGAUCUAGUUAUUAAUCUUCUACAAAGAAGUCUAAAAUGAAAUUUUUGAAAAAUUGGAAAAUAACUAGAAUGUAAUAUUUGAAUCUUAAUGGGAAAUAAUACAGAAACCAUCGGCUAAACCCCUAAAUAAUGUACAAUAAUAAACAGUUUUUGCAAUUUAUUAAAAGUUUCGAUAAGAGAAUGAAGAUCAAUAAAAAAGUCUUGAAUACACUAUAGAACAAAUAUAAGAUAAUUAUAGGCUGAAGAUGGAAUAACAGAAAUUAGAAAAUCAACUAAACUAUCAAGAGAUCGAAUGCAAAAUCUGCUUAUAAAAUAUUCCAUUUAUAGAGAUGGUGUUAUUGCAUUGUUCUCAUUAUUUUCAUCAGAGUUGUUUAAAAUUGCAUUGUAUUACUUAAUUAUAAUAAAAAUCAAUUCCAAUAUAGUGUCCUUCAGGAUGCAAAAAAAUUAUAAUUUUACGAGAUAUAGAAACAGUCUUAGAUAAACCUGAAUUACAGGAGUUUUAAAUUUUAUCUUUAAGGGCUUAUUUUAGUAGUAAAAAAGAAUAUUCAUGCUGCCCAACAGCUGAUUGCGCUUAUUUUUUUAUUCCAGAUGAUAAUCCACAUUUUGAUUGUCCUGUUUGCAACAAAUCGUAUUGCUUGGAAUGUAAAAUUGAAUAUCAUAAUGGAUUUUCAUGUUAGGAAUAUAGAGAUAAAUAGAUGACAUAAUCUAAUGAAGUCAAAUUCUAGAGCUUUGUUAAAGAAGCGAAUUAUAAGUAAUGUCCAAAAUGUAAAGUUUGGAUUGAAAAGAGUUAAGGUUGCGCUCAUAUGAAAUGUAAAUGCAAUUUUCAAUUUUGUUAUAAUUGUGGAGGGGAAUAUAAGAAAUGUAAAUGCAAAAAUAACACAAUUUUUUCAGCUAUCAUUAAUAUUUUUAGUGGAAAUAGCUGAAUGAAUGAUAUUAAUUAUAUUUAUAUCAAAGGCAUUUAGUAUCAUCUUCUAAAGAAACAAAA
Molecule: messenger RNA, 1259 nt
Organism: Paramecium tetraurelia
Lineage: Eukaryota; Ciliophora; Oligohymenophorea; Peniculida; Parameciidae
Exons: 2
Biological process (GO): protein linear polyubiquitination; proteasome-mediated ubiquitin-dependent protein catabolic process
Cellular component (GO): ubiquitin ligase complex
Molecular function (GO): ubiquitin binding; zinc ion binding; ubiquitin-protein transferase activity
Source: RefSeq, a predicted model, not a curated record